This is a messenger RNA of Thermothielavioides terrestris NRRL 8126, 1240 nucleotides long. RefSeq lists its product as uncharacterized. The record is from RefSeq and is a predicted model, not a curated record. Lineage: Eukaryota; Fungi; Ascomycota; Sordariomycetes; Sordariales; Chaetomiaceae. Bases 127 to 927 code for a protein of 266 amino acids. The transcript has a single exon.
CGGUCACAAUAACUCAGCACCGCAACAACCACCAGCGACAGCUGUGCUAACCGAUCUUGUUCCAGUCGCCCUCACUCUUGUCACUAGCACCCCAACCGAGACCAUCAAGGAGAAUCGCCCAGCGCCAUGUCGAACUCGCACAUCAUUUCGAACUUGGACAUCAUGUCGGACUCGGACAUCGCGUCGGCCCUGAACGCCGAGAUCCUCCCCAUGUCCGCCUACCUGGAAGACUACAAAGAGCGCGUCUCGGAAAACCUGCAGUACUACGGCUGGGGCGGCCUGCACGCGACACACAUCGGCGACCAGUUCCACCACGGGCGCUACACCGUCGCGGCCAAGCUGAGCCACGAGCCGCAGUGGCUGUCCUGGCUGGUGCGCGACACCGUCGCCGGCAAGUGGCGGCGGCUCGACAUGUACAGCGGCGUGCACAGCGAGCUGCCGGGCCGCAUCCAGGACGCCAAGUACGCGCUCAGCCACCGCGAGGCGGAGGAGAGCGACGCCGUCGCCGACGAGGAGGGCUACGCGCUCGAGUGGUUCCUGCACCACGGCCCCAGCGGCACCCACGUCUGCGUCGUGUACCCGCUCAACGGCGAGGGCAACUACUUCCGCUGGACCGUCUGGGACGAGAACCGGAUCAACGAGAAGUGGAUUCUGCGGCAGUGCGUUAAGCUGCGCAGGGAGCGCGGAGAGGAGGAGGAGGCCGGCGCCGGCAGCGCGCCGCAGAGCGUGCACGACAUCCCCGAGGACGAGAUGGUUCGCAUCUUGGGCGGCAGGAAGCUGAUCAUGGUCACCCCGGAGCUGCGGGAGAGGGCCCAUGUCGAGCCCGACGUUCGGGACGAGCUGCUGCCGCGCUACCUUGUUGCGUCCCCGCCGAGGAUCCAUGAUGACCUGGACUACUGGCUGAGCCCCGAGGCUUUCCAGCGUUGAGGAGGGGGAGAGAAGAUGGGAUUUUCUGUAAGACUGUGAUGGCUGGGUUGUUAUUGGGCUGGGUUCUUACUGGGUGGGAUCUUCGGGAAGUGUUGUGCGUUAGACAAGGUUUGGGGCAACCCAGUGUCUGAGGUAGUAUACUGUAGGGUGAGUCGUGAUAUCUGAAUCUUGACGGCAUGGUGCAUGAGUUGUACGGGACACAAGCAGAGCCUAGACUUCUACAUGUCUCGCAACCCAGUCAGUCUGUCUGAUAAUCUGACGUCCAGCCAGCAAUCUCCUCAAGCUGUAGCUCACCGCAACAAGACCACUGCUU